Molecule: messenger RNA, 4433 nt
Organism: Magallana angulata
Lineage: Eukaryota; Metazoa; Mollusca; Bivalvia; Ostreida; Ostreidae
Product: BTB/POZ domain-containing protein 10-like
Exons: 10
Coding region: 118-1449 (443 amino acids)
Biological process (GO): positive regulation of phosphorylation
Cellular component (GO): cytoplasm
Molecular function (GO): protein binding
Source: RefSeq, a predicted model, not a curated record
UCCCACAAUGCAUCGCGAUAUUAUUGUGAAAAAGGUGUUUCCGUUUUGCGUAGGGCGACCUAAUGUGUAAAAACCGGUGACUUCCCCCUUCGAUAGACUGGCUUCCCCUAUGGUGGGAUGGCCUAUCGACGCCACAAGCAACAGCAGCAAAAUACGAGUACGCAGUACGACAGUAACAGCAGCGACACAGAUUAUUACUCCGAGACGGAGGACAGAAAGAAAACCUGUAUCAAAAGUACCAGCUGUCUAGGAACCCCCAAAUCAAAGCCUUGCCUGGUGAACAGGUCAAGAACCCACAGUCUAGAAACUGCCAGUAGUAAUGAAGACGGAGACAUCAACAUAAUGUCCGACAACGAAAGCAGCCCUGUUCGGUGUGGUUUCCACGCCCGUUCCUUAUUACCCUGUGGGGGUGAUCAGGAUGGUCUCGUAAAAUCCAAAUUCAGCUUUGACCCCCGAGAAAGCCUUGCAGCUGGUAUUGCCAAGCUCGGUGUAGGUAACAACAGCCCUAGGCUUGGAGAGAGACUCACUCUCGUUGUAGACGAGACUCGAUUUAUUGUCGAUCAGGAUCUGUUCCGAGCCCAUCCCAACACCAUGCUCGGCAGAAUGUUUACCUCCUCAAUGGAAAAUAAUUUGAUCCGCCCCAAUGAGCGGGGAGAAUAUGAGGUGGCUGAUGGCAUUUCUGCUUGUGUAUUCAGAGCUAUUCUGGAUUACUACAAGUCAGGCAUGAUUCGCUGCCCGCCCAGCGUGACCGUCAGGGAACUUAGGGAGGCAUGUGAUUAUCUCCUGAUUCCAUUUGACGCUAACACUGUCAAAUGCCAAAACCUGCGCGGUCUUCUCCAUGAGUUGUCCAAUGAGGGAGCCAGGCAGCAGUUUGACGCUUUCCUAGAGGAGCUGCUUCUCCCCCAGAUGGUCCAGUGUGCCCAGAAUGGAGACCGGGAGUGUCACAUAGUGGUGCUGACAGACGAAGACAUCUUGGACUGGGACAACGACUACCCACCACAGACCCUGGGGGAGGAGUAUUCACAAAUUGUGUAUAGUACACACUUGUACCGAUUUUUCAAGUACAUCGAAAACCGAGAUGUAGCAAAACAGUUGCUGAAAGAAAGAGGGCUUAAGAAAAUUCGACUUGGAAUCGAAGGCUACCCAACCAACAAAGAGAAGGUCAGAAAGCGCCCCGGGGGAAGACCUGAGGUGAUAUACAACUACGUCCAAAGACCGUUCAUCCGCAUGUCGUGGGAGAAGGAAGAGGCCAAGAGUCGCCAUGUGGAUUUCCAGUGUGUCAAAAGCAAGUCCUUAUCCAACCUGUCCUCCGUGGAUGACCCGCCCCCUCCGGACCAAGGAAUCGUCCAACAGCAGCAGGACGGCAGCAUCCACGUGAUCCCCCCUCAGCCCUCCCCCUCCGAACCAUUUCCCCAGGUCCAACUCCCUCCCGAGGGAGACGCUGAUUAGCAAGCCGGAGGGGCUACGGGGCAAUGAAUGACACUACGCUUCGACUGGAUCAAAAAUAGUCACCUUACUUUUUUUUUCCCCAGGCACAACACUGCUAAAUUGUUGAUGUAUAAUCUGUGUGGUUCUGUUGUUAUCCGGCCUAAAUGUUACUGGUUUCGCCUACCUAUUCUGUAUGAUGAUUUUUUUUUUGUGUACUAUUUUGUGAGAGGUACUCUAUAUGUACAUAAUCUGGUAUCUAUUGUUUAUGAGUAUGGAAUUGAUUUCUUUUGAAUUUUACACUUGACUAUCAUCACCAAAUAGAAAAUAAUUAGGCCAAAAUAUAAUUAUUGUUUGUUUGGAAUUGCCUCCCACCUCACUAAAAUACUCCCUACUGAUAAAAUUAUAUACACAAAAAAUAAAAAGAACUUUUUUUUAUUCAAGAAAAAAUGACAAGGAAAAAAAUAAGAUGCAUUAAAUUUCCACUGUUUAUCGAGAUUUUUAUUUCUACCAAUUUUUAAUUAGCUAAAACUCCUUUUUAAAGAAAAAAUCUUACCCUCCCUUUUGAGUCUGGAAACCCCCCAACAGCAAUUCCAAACAAACCAUCUUUUUUAAGGAUGGCCUUAAUGUAUGCAUUUAUCAGGUUAGUUGGUCAUAAAAAUAUUCCUCAAAAUUUAGCAAGUUAGGCUUUAUAAGUACUUUUUAUUGAAUUUUUUUUUAUAUUUUUUGAUUUGUAAAGGACAGUAUUAUAACUUUGAAAUUAAAGCUAUGGCAAUUUAAUUUUUCAUUUUCCAACAAUCUAACACCAUGAAUACCUGGUAUAUGAUUUGCAAUUUAGGGCAGUUACAUGUAUAUACUACUAUGUUAAUAUAUAUUUUAAGAGAUAUUUAUACAUUUAAAUAAUGUAUGUUUUAAUUUCAUACAUAUCAUCAAGAAGUGUUACUGUGCACAGGCCAUUCCUGUAAUGUGAAAUCAUAAAUGGUAUUUUAAUUUAUGUAUGAACUGCUAUACAUCAUUUGAAUCCUCAGAGCAUGAGACUACUAGUGUAUAUUUAUUUUUUUUUAAUCAAAAAUUUAAGUCAAAAGGAAUUAUUUGUUGGAACAAAGCAUUAGUACCUCAAAAAAUUUUGAAAGGUUUAAGAAAGUAAAUCUAAUUGUAGUUUAAUACCAUCAUUUACCUUGCAUUUCUGCAAGUUGUGCUUUUUUAUAUAUCAAAAAUAUUACUGGCAUUUUAGGUAAUGUAUUAAUGCUUAAAAAGAACCAAAUUUGGACUGCAAGCCAUUUUUAUCAAUUGGUUCAUUUGCUGUUCUAUGCAUAAAGAAAUCCAUAUGUGUAUCGCCUAACUUACACCUGAUGCAUGAGGGCUAUAUGUUCUUGUAUAUGCUGUCAGCUAAGGCAAGUUUAUAAUGAAACAAAUAAAAGUAAACAUAAUGUUUGUUCUAUAAGUAAACUUUGCAUUUUUUUAUGCAAAUGGUUAAUAUGAUUGUGAAGUUAGGAUAGAUUUUUGUUAUUGUACAAUGUAGGUGAACUGAUUUUCAUUCUCAUUCAGAUGUCUGUUCCUGUGCUAAGAUUUGAUUGUGACUCAGACAGUGAUGUUUGUGUCUAAAUGUGUGCAAGAUCUUGAUUAUCUCCAAUACCUGCUGAAAACUUGAUAAACGAAUCAGGUGUUUGUUUUUUUUUUUAAUGUAGAAUUUCAGCUAAGAUUUAAUAAUGAGGUUUAGAUUUACCAUGUCGAAAGCAGCAAGAAAUGCAUGUUGUUGUUUUGGGUUUUUAAAAAAGAAAUCAUGGGCGUAUUUCAAUGUGUAAAUUGUUUGUGGCAGAUAUAGAUACAUGUAUGUACAAAAACAACAAAAACUUGCAGGUUAUUGGAGACAAAUAUGAUGUUUAAAACCCCAGACCAAAUUACUGUGAUAAAAUAUGUGUAUAUUUUUUUUUUGUAUUAAUUUUGUGAACAUUUGUUCAAACUUAAGUUCAUAUGUCAGAUAUGAACAAUUUGUAUGUGCCAUUUUAAGGUGCGUAUCUAAACAUGUCCACUGGUCCAUUUGUAAUGCACAGAAAGCAUUCCUUAGUUUUGUAAGUUUCAGUGGCUUUAUUUUUUUGGUGCCACAUCCUAUGUACACUCACAUCAACUUUUGCUUUUUGUUGUAAUACAUUAUCAAGGUAAAUUUGAUGUAUAAACUUUUAUUAAAAUGCAAUUGUUUGGCAAAUUUAACUGUUAUCCCUUUUACUUGAUAAGAUUGUAAGGGAAUUUCAGCUUUUUUACCCUUGAAAUAUAAUGGGCAGAAAAUUAUUUAUUAUUUUUGUUACUGGGAUGGGGGAAGGGGUUUAAGGCUUCGUUGACAAGGUUAAGGAGAUACUUUCAAGGCAUGCUAUUUGUUGUGCGGUCAUAAAAUUGUAUGUUAUUUUUCAAAGCCAAAGAUGAUAUAAAAAAAUUAGAGUAAAUUAAACUUCCUACCUCCUUUUCAAUAGUAUUUUACCAGAAAAUUGUGUUUUAUAGGCCCAAACAAUAAAUUCAAAGAUAUUAAUCAAGUGUUCUCUGAUUUAAAAAAAACAAAAACUAUUACAUUGGUAAUUGUUAUAAAUUUUUAUGGGCAUUCAUUUACUGGUACUAAGGGGUAAUUAUGUAAGUUAAGAAAAUCAGAAAACUAAUGAUAUUAAUUAGAAAACAAGUAACCUCCAGUUUCAGAUAUAUGUCGUUGGUUUUCCUUUUUCCCAUGAAUCUGUAGUGUGUAUCAAAUUGGGAUCUGAAUGUUUAUUGAAGGUUUGUUGAAUUUUUAUUUUAUUUGAUCUGUUGUGAAACAGGUAUUAUUAGUUUUUCUAGUGUUGAUUUUUCACUCAAUGUUCAUGAAAAAAAAAAUGUAUUCAGCAAUGCAAUGCUUCUGUCUAUUAAGAGACUUCAAUAUUUUGUGUUGAGUUUAUCAUGUCACGGGUGUCUAUUAAAAAACAAAUUCCUAUGUCUUUUUUUAGGGAGACCUGCAUUUAUGUAUCCCCCCUUUUUUUCAGUGACUA